GUCUUCGGUUCUUCGUUGAUACGAAAUUUGACGGGAAGCUCGCCAAAUCCAGAUCCGUCUUUUGGAUCUUCCGCCAUCACCAUCAUCAAUACUAUCCAUCUGCCACCACAAAUUUAGCGCCCCUCUGAGCUCCCUUUAUAAGCACCGGAAAUGCAGAACUUUUCUGGUCAUGCUGCUUCCCGGCCUUUUCUUCUGUACUACUCUGGCUCCUUCAUUUCCCUCAUCUCCUUCUACGGACGAGAAUGAUCUCCGGGGCGGCUCUUCUCCACAGACCCACCUCGAAAUUCUUCUCCGCUCGUCCUUACCGGACCAAUUUCUCCAGACCCAGUUUGCGUAUUCGGGUUUCUACGCCCGAAUCGACCGGCUUUCGUGGAACUAGGACGAACGCGAGAGCUGGACUUUCGUCGAACACCAUGUCUACCGAGUCGUUCAAGUCGCCUGGAAUUAGUAGGGGGAGGAACGAGGAAAGUAUGGGAGUACAUCAGCAGGAAGUUUUGGUCAACGACUCUCCCGCGUUUCAAGCUCUAUCAAUUGACGGCGGUGGACUGGAAGCUACCCUCAAUAGCAUGAGCAAAUGGUUAGUAUCUGCGUCUUUUGGCGCUUUCUUUCUGUGGAGGCACGAUGCAGAGGCGCUGUGGGUGGCUACAGGUGCUGUCAUCAAUUCGGUCCUGUCAGUGGUACUUAAGCGGAUUCUGAACCAGGAGAGGCCAUUUCCUACUGCGAGAGGUGACCCUGGAAUGCCUUCUUCACACGCUCAAUCCAUAUUCUACAUUGUUACCUUUGGCGUUCUCGCAACUGUUGAAUCGCUAGGGGUGAAUGCAGUUUCAGUCAUCCUCACUGCAAUAUUUUUGGCUAGUGGCUCCUAUUUUUCAUGGCUACGAGUAUCGCAGAAGCUACACACAGUGAACCAAGUGGUGGUUGGAGCAGUAGUGGGUACAGGUUUCUCAGCUUUGUGGUAUUGGCUAUGGAGUGAAUAUAUGUUUCAGGCUUUCAUUUCAUCUGUUUGGGUUCGGCUGGUGGUUGUUUUGGGCGCUCUUACAUUCUGCGUCAGCUUCAUCGUCUAUGUUAUUAACUACUGGCUUAUUGAUGAUUAGUUCUCUUAUCUCUCUUCAUUCUUAGUCAGUUUUUAAGAAAAACUAAGAUAUCAGCUAAUAGACAAGAGGCUACAGAAAAUCCUGUAGAUCAGCUGAUAAGAUGGACUGGUUUAUCCCAGGACAGGGUUGUAAACUUGUAAUGUAUUCAUGUAAAAUAAUGUCUGCAUGUCCUUGUCAAUUGAUGGCAAUGGCUAAUUCUUUCCAAGUUCUGUACACUAUCAAUCAGAGGUGCAAUUAACAUUGUCCACUUCAUGUAAUACAUCCUUUGCCCAUUAUACAAUACUGGAAUUAUCUUGUUUGGACAGCAGGUUUAGAAGGACAGAGAAUCUCACUCACACAGAACAUCGAAUUGCUCAAUUGGUUUAAGUAUCUCAAGCUCUAUUUGACUACUCUUUGCACUUGUAACGCGGUCUUGAGAAAAGCGUGGUCUUGAACUCUUGAUAUAGCAGUAGGCUUGGCAACUGGGCCCGAAUUCCGGGUGCCCGCCCAAGCCCGAUCCGUCUCAUGGCGGAUUAAAUCUGUUUGACCGGAUUGUUGGCGGUUUUCGGGGAACCCAAAACCCGCUGUAGCCGGACGGUGAUGGUUUUGAUUGAUAAGAUUAAGAGAAAGAUGGUUCAUAGAACGCAAACCACUCUCAAGGGAAGUAGAAAGCUUGUAGUUGCGUGUAAUCCUUGUUUGCUGUUUCCAGUCACUGCAACUGCAAGGAAGGAGCACAAGCCGUAAGUCUUCUUAUAGCCUUACUCAGUGGAUUUUGCAAAAUUUUGAGUGCUUGUUGCAUGUUUUUUUUUAUCCAAGAUAAGCCCCGAGGGCAUGGCCGAACAACAAAUAUAUAUAACCGACAAAAUUAAAGAACGGUAGCCCGUAUGCAACCGGACUCCCGAUGAAAGAGCCUUAUAUGCCACGAGGUGGGCAGCUCUGAGAAAGCUCCGGGGAGCAAAAGGACACGAAACUGACACAGGGUACGAGAAGAGAGAAAAUAAACUUCCCUUAUAGUGAUAAGACUUCCACGAUGCCACAUCACCAAUGCCAGUUGAGAACCUGGGAGGUCAACGGAAUCAGAUGCAUAUCCUUGAGCAUUCUUUGUGGCCCAAUCGAAACGAACGAUUACAUCUUCGCUAUGGGAAGAUUAUACCAUUGAGCCAUCGUCGGAAAUUCAUAUACAACAACAAAAAUAUGUAUAAAACCAACGAAAUUGAAACAAAUAAAUGAGUUAACGAAAA
Linum trigynum is the source of this 2314-nucleotide messenger RNA. The record is from the annotation of a GenBank genome assembly. Lineage: Eukaryota; Viridiplantae; Streptophyta; Magnoliopsida; Malpighiales; Linaceae.